CCCCUUUCUUUGUUUCAUUUGGCUUGCGCGAUUCAGAAUUAGGGUUUCAUCUUUGUGGAGCCCUUUGGCCGUAGCCGCCUGUCAGAGAGAGAUUACUCCUUUCCUAGCUUUUCUCUUCCUCUCUUUUCUUGAAAUCGAAACCUCGAUUCGCUUCUGUAGCUGAGCGAUUUGAUCAAAACACAAACACUCAAAACCAUACAAAGCUUUUAUAUUAACCGAAGAUGUCUCGGUGUUUCCCUUUCCCCCCUCCAGGUUAUGGUGCACGUAGCGAGGCCUUGAUCGAAUCGAUUAAGCUCCGAGAGGAGAUAGAGAAGAAGAGGAGGGAAAAGAUAGAGAAGAAGAGAAUCAAGAAGGAGAAGAAGAGGGCGAAGGAGGAGAAGAAAGAGAAAAGGAAAGAGAAGAAAGAAAGGAAACAUAAAGAAGGAACAACUGCAGCUACUAAUGGCAGUGACGAUGACAAGAAGUUCAAGCUCAUUAACGAUAUUAAGGAAACCAAAGCAGAUGGGAAGUUUCCAAAGGGUGAAGUCUGUGACAAUGAACUACUUGAGAGGAGUGGAAUUACAGAGGAACUUGAACAACCUGUUACUUCUCGGGAGCCUUGCUGCUUGUCCGACAGUACUCAAAGCAGUAAGAGGAAGAGGGGCUCCCCACAAGCGACUCAUGAAAAUGGACCUGCAAUUAAAAUCCGACUUCCUUUAAGAAAGCACAGUGAUCCUGAAGAAUUGAAUUCCAAAUCAAAAUUUAAUGUGGGGUCUUCUUCAGGAAAUGCGGGGGAUAUUGAACAUCCCCUAAAUAAAACUGGCCUUGCUACUGAGCAUCAGUCAAAAUGUGUCACAAACACAGGUCCCAAACGGUCUAUUGGAAAAUCUGAUUCCAGCAGUGGCAAAGUGUUGCAGAGUUCUUUUAGUGGAAAUGCACUGGUUACUAAGAGUACUGUUGGAAGUCACAGUCAGUCACAAUGUCUCAGGACUUCGGAGCCCAAACGGGUUGUUGGAAACUUGGAUUCUAGACAACCCAAAUCUGUACACAUUUCAGUUCGUCCUGAUGUUGUGGUGGCUAAAGAUACCAUUGGAAAUGAUAGUCAGUCACUGUCUCUCAAGACGACAGAGUUCAAAGGGGUUUCUCUUGGAAACUCUGUUUCUAGACAUGGCAAUGAAAUGCAGAAUUCUGUUCAUGGAGAUUGUGUAGUGGUAAAAAACAAAGUUGGAAGUGAGCGUCAGUCAAAAUCUCACAGAACUGCAGUGCCCAAUGGUGUUCUUGGAAAAUCACAAUGUCUUCAGUUGGAAGAACCCAAACGGGUUGUUAGUAACUCUGACAAAGCAGGACACAAUGAUCCUCAGACUCUGAGGAAUACCCAUCCCAAACGGGUUAAUGGAAACUCUGAUGCUAGACAUGGCAAAGCGGUGCAGAAUUUGGUUCAUGGAGAGGCUUUGGUGACUAAAAAUACUUCAGGAAGCUAUCAUCAGUCGAAAUGUCUUGCCAAGCCCAAACGGGUCCCUGAAAAACCUGAUUCUAAACAUGAAGUGUUGCAGAACAUUGUUCAAGGGGAUGCUGUGGUCACAUAUAAAGCAGUUGAUGAUGCCAUGGUCACAGAUAAAGCAGUUGAUGCCAUGGACAUAGAUAAAGUAGUUGGUGAUGCUAUGGACAUGGUUAAAGCAGUUGAUGAUGGUAGUAAGAAAGUGGAAUCUUUGUACAAGUCUCUGUUACUUAUUCCUCCACUAACGUAUGAUGGAUUUGAGUCAUUAGAUGAAGAUUGGCUAUUUAGUUCGGAAGCAGAGUCAAGACCACGUGCCUCAAAGAAAAUGAAGUGUGAUUCUGAUGUCUUCAAGCUUUCAAGUUCUAUGUGGCCUCGUGCAGAAUACUUCCCUGAGGUCGAUGUGUAUGCGCUGCCAUAUGCAGUUCCAUUUUGAUUCUUUUGGAUUUUUUUUUACACUAGGUAGUUUCAAAGUAGGAAGCUGUGUUCAAUUUGACAGAACCGGAGCACUAUUGUUUUUUCUGAAAGAGAAAAACACUUACAUGGCAUGCGGAGAAAGAUUGCCUAACAUAUUCUAAACGUGAAUGAUGCAAUUUUGUCUUCCAUACCGAACAUAGAGUAUUUGCAGAAUGUACAUAAAUAUAAAUAUAUAUAGAUAGAGAUAUUUGUUAUGA
Vigna radiata var. radiata (mung bean) is the source of this 2148-nucleotide messenger RNA. Its product is annotated as protein sip5. Bases 222 to 1910 code for a protein of 562 amino acids. The record is from RefSeq and is a predicted model, not a curated record. Lineage: Eukaryota; Viridiplantae; Streptophyta; Magnoliopsida; Fabales; Fabaceae. The transcript is spliced from 3 exons.